AUGACGGGAUCAUUAACCGCGUGGAAAAAUAAAGACUUGUGUUCAGUAUUAACAAAUUGUUUCACAGUUAAAGAUGUCGAUUUACUGCUGGAUAACACCGAACAUAUGAAAUUUCUAUGGAUUCCUUUGUUCAAAGUAUGGUACCCGGUAGGGCAUUACGAGUUUCGAAAAAUAGUUUACGAAAUUCAUAGAAAUAAUAUAGAUGCGACGCUGCAAUGUGAAGAUUACAGCUUAGGACAAGAGUUGUUUGAAUUUCACCAACACACAAAAACAGGACAUCCGCUUUAUUCAAAAGAUCAUCAAAUGGUGGUACUAGGAGGAGUAAAAUUACCUCCACCAGAGGCAGAAGGUGCAUGUGAACCGGAAUACGAAUGUCUAAUGAAAUGGCAACUCAUUCCGGCAGACCAAUUCCAAUUUGGAUACUCCGAAUCCCUUUCGUGUUCUAAUUUGACGACUGUACCUUUAUGGAGAAGCACGCUUGAAGGAAUAAUGAAAAAAUUGGAUCACUAUUUAUACACGCUCUCUCGAGUGUCAGGUAAACCAUUACGUAUAACCGCUGGAAUGGCAGGAGUACUUCAGUUACAAAAUGAUUCGUGGAUAUGGGGAAGUAAUCGUGACAUAUAUUUAAACGAAGACACCAAACUUCGAGUGCCAAAAAUAAUCUAUAAAGUGGUGAAAUUUGAAUCAAACCAAUGCAAAGGAGAUGCAAAAUCUUGUUGGUACGGUAUCGUGAUCGUCAUUCACAAUGGACCAUAUUUUGUCGAGAAAAGUCGAAUUUGUGAACAAGAUAAGAGUGGAGAACUGGGCUGGGAGGAGAUCAGAUACGAAACGUGGUCUUACGAAGGACCUCAAUCGAAAUUCAUUUACGUUUGCUCGAUUUCAGCGGGGAUAUUUUCAAAGCUAGGACUCACGUUUAAAAAAGAUGUACCUGUUCAAGAUUUAUCACUGUUACGAUUUCCGUAUUUGGAUGAGAAUAACCAGCCUUCGUGGAAAAAUAUGAAAAAAGAAGUGUUUCGAGAAUUGGAUCGUUUAUCUAAAACUGAUGAAAAAUUACGAUUAGAUGAUAAUGAAAUUAUUGAAAGACCGUCCAUUGAUUCUGAUAAGUAUGUCAAGUCGCAGGAAAAAUCCACAAAUACGAAUAGCAUUAGCAACGAUAAUGGAGGAGAUAUAGAAAAUGACAGGCAAAAGACGGAAUAAUUUUUAAAUAUUUUUUUAAAGGUAUAUUUUUAUUUAAGUAGGUAACUAAAUUCUCGGGGGAAAAGUUUUGAUCUGGUCAGGACUGAACAGAUGUCAUCCGAUUAAAACUCUGAUCUGAUUAGAUUAAAUUCAUCCGAAGAAUGUCCGAAUCUGAUCAGAUAUGAUCAUUUAUGAGGUGACCAAACAAAUCUAAAAUCAAUGAAUCAAAAAACCCAUCCACCUAUGUAUUUUAAUGUAG
Molecule: messenger RNA, 1435 nt
Organism: Planococcus citri (citrus mealybug)
Lineage: Eukaryota; Metazoa; Arthropoda; Insecta; Hemiptera; Pseudococcidae
Exons: 4
Coding region: 1-1197 (398 amino acids)
Source: RefSeq, a predicted model, not a curated record